UCUAUGCUUUGGCUUUCCUACGAUCUAAUUCUUUUGCAGCUUCUUGCUCGGUCACUCUUACCUUGACAGCUACAACUAUCUAUCUACGACUAAACUUUUUGGCGAGCUUGUUGCUGUAUUUCCAUUUCAAAAAAGUAAUCACUCGAGCUCUACCACAAGACAAAAAGAUAAGGACGAAGAACAUCUUUGAGGUGGCAAUAAACGUCGUCUAUCUAAAAAUGGAGGAUACAGCCAAAGUAAAUGAAAAGAUGCGGCUUCGGAUCGACCUGUGUCGUAUCGAAUCUUGUCUUGAUCUUGACGCAGAAGAGGCAAAUUGGACGAAAUGGAAAGCAACAAUGUUUGGCACUCCGUGCCAGCCGAUGCCGAACAAAGCCACGUUGGAGGGCACGACCAACGCCCAAUCUUCACAGAAAAUAGCAACCCUCAAAUUCUAUAUUGCUCGCCACAUCGGUGAGUGGACGCGUAUGGAUGUGGUGAUGUUUUGCGAUGGGGAGACUCAGGACCUCUACGAGAUGUCUGAGGCCAUCUUUCUCUCCGAAAAUCACCCAGGAUUCCAAGGAUCACUGAGAUUGAAGCCGUGGAACGGUGCGGCCUCCGGCGAGGCGAGCGUAGAGAUCGAGAACUUGAUUUGCGUCGACGAGUACAGACUCUGAGCCUUGGCUUACUGAUUUUUUUGUUGUUUCGCUCGUGAAGAAUCUGAAUCUGUCCUGCCGCUCUCUUUUCUUUCUAAGUACUUUCGCUCGUUCUUCGCAACCACCGCAGCAAUAUUCGUAUGUACUGCUUUUGUAUUGCCGUGUUCAUUAUAUGACCUAUGAAUUGAAUUAUGUGUAGUAUAUGUUCUAUGAAUAUAAAAGAUUUCGAUUUCCGCAUGUUACCUAUACCAUGUAUUACAUUUUUUCAGGCUGAAAGUGGAGGCUGGAUUUCAGGGGAUGAAUUACGAUUUUCUUUUGCUGCACGAGGUGAUCAAGCAGCAGGUCCCGACUUUCUUUAAUCUGAGCGGCACCGUUGUGUCGUACAUGGACGCGGAUGAGGCUCCCGAGAGGAAGAGCGCUUACGAAAGCAUGGGCUUUCGCCGUAUAGCGGAGACUGACUACUGGGCAUUGCAUUUGCACGCGAGUACGGACAUAUUCACACCGCGUCCGGCUCCGAAGGUGAAGGAAUUUUGCCCAGGGCUGUGCGGCGAUGGGGGGGAACCGCCCGAGGUUGAAAUUGACUAUGUGGCGGACACUGAGGACGAGCCAGAGACACCUAGUAAACAGACCCCGAGCCCGGUCGCGUCACCGGCUGGAAGAUCGGUGGUGUCGCCGGAGGAAACGAUGCCUUUGCCGGACCACCUUGCCCGGCUCGUGCCAGAAGGUGACCCUAUCGCUCGCGUUCGGGUGCCGAAGACGGGAAUCGUUUACCAAAGGGGACAAUCGAUCUGUUUUGCGCCGCGUGAAAGCAGUCAAGAGGUUAUCAACAACUUGCAGAUGGAAAAAGAAUACUGGAAAAACCGGGCUCUUAGGCUUGAAGCUGCAGGUGUGAAGGCGACCAAAAUCUUGCAAGAGGCCCUGCAAGAGUCCCGCGAAGGCGAAGCGACGGAGUCCGCAAGAAAGCGACAGCGACUGGACAACUAA
Amoebophrya sp. A120 is the source of this 1616-nucleotide messenger RNA. NCBI's taxonomy places the organism in Eukaryota, Dinophyceae, Syndiniales, Amoebophryaceae. The record is from the annotation of a GenBank genome assembly.